Messenger RNA from Hibiscus syriacus, 1628 nucleotides. Its product is annotated as probable magnesium transporter NIPA6. Bases 333 to 1370 code for a protein of 345 amino acids. Lineage: Eukaryota; Viridiplantae; Streptophyta; Magnoliopsida; Malvales; Malvaceae. Gene Ontology annotation, molecular function: magnesium ion transmembrane transporter activity. Gene Ontology annotation, biological process: magnesium ion transport. The transcript has 9 exons. Gene Ontology annotation, cellular component: membrane. The record is from RefSeq and is a predicted model, not a curated record.
GAGAGAGAGGGGUAAAGACGACCGGCAGCUGAGAAAAUACAUUCCCCUAAACAAGUCAUUGCUCCCGCAGCCAUCGCCCUUUAAUUUCAAACAAAAAUAAAGAAUAGGGGGAGAAAUUGCAGCAAUCUAGGGUUUGACGAGACGAAUCCAAUUCCAAUCAGCGUAUUAUUGCCGUGUUCAAAACGAGACGAAUCCAAUUCCAAUCAGCGUAUUAUUAUCCGUAUUCAUAGUCGAGAAAUUCAAUCUCUCCAUUUUUCUCCGUGUAUAUAUGUAUGUAUGAAUGCAUGUGUAUAUAUGUAUGUAUGAAUGCAUGUGUAUACAAGUAUAUAUAGAUGUACUCCAGCAAUCUCAAGGGCUUUAUUCUGGCCAUGGUCUCUAGCGCCUUCAUUGGCUCCAGCUUUAUCAUCAAGAAGAAAGGUCUCCGGAAGGCCGGCGCCAACGGCCCCCGUGCUAGUUCCGGUGGAUAUGGCUACUUGUUGGAGCCGCUCUGGUGGAUUGGCAUGCUUACUAUGAUUUUUGGGGAGAUUGCCAAUUUCGUUGCAUAUAUUUAUGCACCUGCUGUUUUAGUAACGCCUCUUGGUGCAUUGAGUAUCAUUGUUAGUGCUGUUUUAGCACAUUUCAUGUUAAAGGAGAAACUGCAGAAAAUGGGAAUGUUGGGAUGCCUUUUGUGCAUAGUAGGUUCCACAAUCAUCGUGCUUCAUGCACCUGAGGAGCGUUCUAUUAGCUCAGUUGAAGAGAUUUGGGCAUUAGCUACACAACCGGCCUUUCUCUUGUAUACAGCUUCAGCAGUAGCUACUGCAUUGGUAUUAAGUUUGUAUUGUGCACCCCGUUAUGGUCAAACUAACAUAAUCGUGUAUAUUGGAAUAUGCUCAAUAAUUGGAUCAUUGACGGUAAUGAGUGUAAAAGCCAUUGGUAUUGCAAUAAAACUAACAUUGGAGGGUACAAAUCAGGCCAUAUACUUGCAAACUUGGAUUUUUGCAAUGAUUGCAGUUACAUGUAUCAUCAUUCAAUUAAAUUAUCUAAACAGGGCAUUGGAUACUUUCAACACGGCAAUUGUUUCUCCUAUUUAUUAUGCAUUGUUCACGUCUUUCACAAUUUUAGCGAGUGCAAUAAUGUUUAAGGACUACUCUGGUCAAAGUGCUAGUAGCAUAGCAUCCGAACUUUGUGGUUUCAUAACAGUGUUAUCUGGGACUGCUGUAUUGCAUAGUACUAGAGAUCCAGAUACUCCUCUUAUCUCAGAUCUAUACACCCCAUUGUCUCCGACAGUAUCAUGGUACAUCCAAGGCAAUGGGGAACUGUGGAAGCAGAAAGAUGAAGAUGGGUCAUGCCCUAGCUUCAUCACAAAUGUCCGGCAGGACUAUUUCAAGUAAAUAUAUUACAAUGGGGAACUCACUUUUUGGAUUCUGUCUCUUUUGUAGACAGAGCACCGGGAAUCAGCAUAUUCUGCCGCAGAUCACAGCAUUGGUAAUUUUUGUUCAGGAUCUUUCCCCAACUAUUAAAACUUCAAUCUUUUUAGAAUGAAAAAUCAGAUCACACUUGAUGCUAUUUUGUGCAGUAAUCAGUUAUUUAAUUUUCGAAGAAUUAUUUCUUCAAUAAGUUCAGUUUAGGUUUUCUACAAUCAACCUUUU